UUUUUCUGUUAUUAAAGAAAAGAGUGGUGGGCCUUUUCGUCAAUUUAAAAUCGGGUCAAUAACGGAGAGAUAACUCAUCCGGCGAUCUUAGCCGGUGAGACAAUCUCAGAUCUACCCAAAAAACCUGGAAUUUCGCAUCGAUCUGAGGACGAUGGAGGAAGAAGACAAGACUCAGUCUCAACAAUCUCCGCGAGAUGCCCUCUCACCAGCUCCGAUUUUGCCUACGAGCAACGUCACGGUGGCCUCUGCAACGAAACCCCCUCCCUCCUCCUCCUCUCAAUCUCCGUUGGCUUUGGUAGUUCAGACUCCUUCCGUCAACAGAAACGGACGAAUCGGCGGAGGCGGAGGCGGAGGAGGAAGAGACGAUUGCUGGAGCGAGGAAGCGACGAAGGUUCUAAUCAACGCGUGGGGGGAUCGAUUCUCGGAGCCGGGGAAAGGAACGUUGAAGCAGCAGCAGUGGCACGAAGUGGCUGAGAUCGUGAACGAGAGUGGUCAAUGCAAGUACGCCAAAACAGACGUUCAGUGCAAGAACAGGAUCGAUACGGUUAAGAAGAAGUAUAAGCAAGAGAAGGCCAAGAAUGGGCCUAGCAAAUGGGCCUUCUUCAAAAAGCUCGAGUCUUUGAUCGGUGGUGGUGGCAAUGCUCCGGUGGGCGCACGUAGCUCGGGUCCAAUGAGGUGGCAUUUCAGGAAACGGAGUGCUUCCGAGACUGAGUCUGAGUCUGAGUCUGAACCUGAGCACUCAGCUGAGAAUCUCCCUCCAACGCAACCGUUGCCGAAGCGGUUGAAGAUGGGUGAGUCAGGAGUUGGAGAUGUGGCUAAGGCCAUACUUGGGUUCACUGAGGCGUAUGAGAAGGCGGAAACUGCUAAACUUAAGCUGAUGAUGGAGUUGGAGAAGGAGAGGAUGAAGUUCGCUAAAGAGAUGGAGUUGCAGAGGAUGCACUUCUUGAUAACUCAGGUGGAGAUAACGCGGACCAAUCAAGAAGAGGAGAGGAGCAAGCGUGACGGUGAUGAUGAUGAUCGCAAUGUCAAGAAUAAUGGCGAUGUAAGUAGCUGACUUUUGAACACAGAAUGUUUUAUGAUAAUUUGAUAUGAUUAAAAAAAUUUAUCUAGAUUGCUGGCUUAGCGUUUGAUGUUGCUGUUGUUGUACUUUGUGGGAUAUGUAAAUGUAGAAGUUUAUUGCAGGGGUUCAGAGAACUGUGAUGACCAUCAUCAUCAUGUUGCUGUGUUAUGUUAUCUUGUCUGAAACAAGAGUAAGCUUAGAAUCA
Molecule: messenger RNA, 1265 nt
Organism: Brassica oleracea var. oleracea
Lineage: Eukaryota; Viridiplantae; Streptophyta; Magnoliopsida; Brassicales; Brassicaceae
Product: trihelix transcription factor ASIL1
Exons: 1
Coding region: 152-1054 (300 amino acids)
Cellular component (GO): nucleus
Molecular function (GO): transcription cis-regulatory region binding
Source: RefSeq, a predicted model, not a curated record